AUGAGAACUAAUGACAAUGGAGGUUCAGCCGCGGCGGCUGCGUCCGGCAACGUGCGGCAGCUCCGCCACAUUCGGUGCUUGCGGAUAUUGGCCAUUUUUCUCACGUUGAUCGCAGCAGCUUCGAUGGCCUUCUCCAAAGAGACCAAGCAAUCAUACAGCUACAACUCCCUUACGGGCAGGUCCACCUACUUUUCAAUCUCCGUCAAGGCCACUGACAAUUCGGCCUUUGUGUAUUUCAUCGUUGGCAACGUGUUGGUGUUUGUGUGGUCGGUGGUCUUAACAGUACUCUCCUGUAUCAAAAACUAUGGAUCUCGGCUUCUUCUUCCAGUAGCUAUUAUAGACCUGGUUAUGUUGAUCAUACUCGCCACAACAAAUACAGCGGCGACAGUGAUUGAAAAAGUGGCCUGGCAAGGUAACUCGCACUACGGCUGGGGUAAAUUCUGUAACUACACAAAAAAUUUUUGUGGCAUUGUUGUCGCCACCAAUGUCAUCUCAUGGCUGGCAACUAUGAUCUACUUUGCUAUCGUUGUGCUCUAUAUCGUCAUCAUUCACAGGAGAACUAAGUGA
Phalaenopsis equestris is the source of this 567-nucleotide messenger RNA. RefSeq names its product CASP-like protein 1E1. The record is from RefSeq and is a predicted model, not a curated record. The coding region runs from base 1 to 567 and encodes 188 amino acids. The transcript has 2 exons. Lineage: Eukaryota; Viridiplantae; Streptophyta; Magnoliopsida; Asparagales; Orchidaceae.